Molecule: messenger RNA, 358 nt
Organism: Staurois parvus
Lineage: Eukaryota; Metazoa; Chordata; Amphibia; Anura; Ranidae
Source: the annotation of a GenBank genome assembly
UUACACUUGGCUCAAUGCAGUCAGGCACAUACUGUUCUCCUGGCAACCGCCACACCCAGACACGUCUAUCAAAUUACCAGACAGAGAAGCGUGAUUCGUCACUCCAGAGAACACGUCUCCACUGCUCUAGAGUCCAGUGGCGGCAUCUCUACGCACUGUUGUGCUAAUCUGAAGGCCACAUGAAGUUUGUUAUAAUACCACGAACGGUUGACCGUGGAAUAUUUAGUAGCAAGGAAAUUUCACGGAUAGACUUAUUGCACAGGUAGCAACCUAUCACUGUACCACGCUUGAAUUCGCUGAGCUUCUGAGAGCAACCCAUUCUUUCACAAAUGUUUGCAGAAGCAGUCUUCGUGCCUAG